Photinus pyralis (common eastern firefly) is the source of this 1017-nucleotide messenger RNA. RefSeq lists its product as uncharacterized. The coding region runs from base 205 to 939 and encodes 244 amino acids. The transcript is spliced from 5 exons. The record is from RefSeq and is a predicted model, not a curated record. NCBI's taxonomy places the organism in Eukaryota, Metazoa, Arthropoda, Insecta, Coleoptera, Lampyridae.
CGUUUUAAACGUUCUCAGUUUUUCUCGUAUGUUGUCGGUGACACUGUUCGUUACGCCUCUGGGUUAACCCAUCUAUAAAAGUUCAUAGCAGAUUAUUGGCAUUUGUGAACGUCCCUUUUCGACCCCAAGUGUGUUGGUGUAAUUCUCGCUUCCAUAACAGGUCUCCUACUUAACAGCAAACACCGUCCGAGUUCCACCUUCGAAAUGACCCGCUUCCUCUUGCUUUCGUUCGCCAUAUUUCUGGCCUGUGCAGCGAAUUCACAUUCCAAACUGCAGUUUUGUUCUCGAAGCGAUCCAAAUUUGAACAAGUGCCUGCAGGUGGCCAUUCAGUCGGCCCUGGUUACGUUACAGCGUGGGAUAAAGGAGUAUGGUGUUCCAUCCAUUGAAGUGUUCAGUGUGCCGGCCUACACCGUCAAAUCUGAUCCGCCUAUACAUUUCGAUCAAUCCGAAACUGACAUCAGAAUAUCCGGACAUUUGGAGAGCGAAAUUAAAGACGUCGAUGCCAAAAUCGAGGAUUCCGAUUUUUCGCUCACCUUAACAGUGUUGACGAAAAAACUCACUUACCUGUCUAACUACGAUUAUAAGGACGCCAUUAUAGAUGGAGUCGACAUGAGCGGCAAAGGAAAAAAGGAUGUUAUUGGAGACAAUUUUCAAUUUACUGUCACGUUUACCGGUGUUGUGGAUCAAAAAGGCGGCGAACGUUAUUUGCAAAUAACGCAAGCGUCCAUUGUGGACGUUAUGCUCGACAUGGUGCACUUCUCCUACGGAUCUACGGAAGACAGGUCUGGAGAACUGUUAACCAACUAUUUGACGAAGAACAUGAAAUCCAUACUGGCGAAGGAAUCUAAGAAAUACAUGGUUGUUUAUGAGGAAGCGUAUAAAACGGGGGCUAACGCCGUAUUUUCCAAAAUCCCUUACGACGUAUUGUUUCCUAAAUGAGUUUUUCUGUGACGGCUUUUCAAUAAUACUUUAACAACACUGUCUAGUUAGGUAUCAAUAAAUACAGUACAAAAUCUG